Melozone crissalis (California towhee) is the source of this 617-nucleotide messenger RNA. RefSeq names its product solute carrier family 48 member 1 (gene SLC48A1). The record is from RefSeq and is a predicted model, not a curated record. Gene Ontology annotation, biological process: heme transport. Gene Ontology annotation, molecular function: heme transmembrane transporter activity; heme binding. Lineage: Eukaryota; Metazoa; Chordata; Aves; Passeriformes; Passerellidae. The transcript has 3 exons. Bases 60 to 503 code for a protein of 147 amino acids. Gene Ontology annotation, cellular component: lysosomal membrane; plasma membrane.
GUGCCGUCGCGUUCCCGGGGCGUGUCCCGGUGCCGUGGGCGGGCCGCGCCGAGGCCGCCAUGGCGCUGAACGGGGCCCUGGCGCUCCGUGUCGCCUACGCGUCCUUCGGUGCCCUGAGCGGCCUCUCGGCCUUCUGCGCCUGGAGCGUGGUGCCCGCGCUGCGCCAGCCCGGCACGGCUGCGGCCGGCGGCCUCUCGGGUGUGCUGGCGCUCUGGGCCCUAAUCACGCAUGUGAUGUACCUGCAGGAUUACUGGAGGACCUGGUUAAAAGGGCUGAGGUUCUUCCUCUCCGUCGGGAUCCUCUUCUCUGCCCUCUCCGGGCUGGGCUUCUGCGCCUUCCUGGCCCUGGCCAUCACCCAGCACCAGUCCCUGACUGACCCCAAGAGCUAUUACCUGUCCUGCGUGUGGAGCUUCAUGGCGCUCAAGUGGGCGCUGCUGCUGAGCCUGUACUCGCACCGGUACCGCGCCGAGUUCGCCGACAUCAGCAUCCUCAGCGACUUCUGAGCCCCGGGGCAAGGUGUGAGAGAGGGCACAGACACUGUCUGUCUGUCUGUCUGUCAGUCUGUCCCAACAGAGGGCUUUUCCUGCUGGCUUUUCCUCACUCAUCGCUGCUGUUCU